This is a messenger RNA of Dipodomys ordii (Ord's kangaroo rat), 3767 nucleotides long. It is a transcript of the gene Pms1, whose product is annotated as PMS1 postmeiotic segregation increased 1 (S. cerevisiae). The coding region runs from base 1 to 2649 and encodes 882 amino acids. Lineage: Eukaryota; Metazoa; Chordata; Mammalia; Rodentia; Heteromyidae. Gene Ontology annotation, biological process: mismatch repair. The record is from RefSeq and is a predicted model, not a curated record. Gene Ontology annotation, molecular function: ATP-dependent DNA damage sensor activity; ATP binding; mismatched DNA binding. Gene Ontology annotation, cellular component: MutLalpha complex. The transcript has 13 exons.
AUGGCCAUACACAUUAAUCUUUUUAUAGUCAAGCUUAAGGAGAACUAUGGAUUUGAUAAAAUAGAGGUGAGAGACAAUGGUGAGGGUAUCAAGGCUGUUGAUACACCUGUAAUGGCAGUGAAGUACUACACUUCAAAGAUAAACAGUCAUGAAGAUCUGGAAAACCUGACAACUUAUGGUUUUCGUGGGGAAGCCUUAGGUUCAAUUUGUUGUGUGGCAGAGGUUUUAAUUACAACACGAACAGCUGCUGAUAAUUUUAGCACUCAGUAUGUUUUAGAUGGCAGUGGUCACAUACUUUCUCAAAAACCUUCACAUCUUGGUCAAGGUACAACUGUAACUGCUUUAAGGUUAUUUAAGAAUCUUCCUGUAAGAAAGCAAUUUUACUCAACCACUAAAAAAUGUAAAGAUGAAAUAAAAAAGAUCCAGGAUCUCCUGAUAAGCUAUGGUAUCAUAAAACCUGGUUUAAGGCUUGUCUUUGUACAUAAUAAGGCAGUUAUUUGGCAGAAAAGUAGAGUAGCAGACCACAAGAUGGCCCUAAUGUCAGUUCUGGGGACUUCUGUUAUGGGCAACAUGGAAUCCUUACAGUACCAUUCUGAAGAAGCUCAGAUUUAUCUUAGUGGAUUCUUUCCAAAGCAUGAUGCUGACCACAGUUCCACAAGUCUUUCAACCCCAGAGAGAAGUUUCAUUUUCAUAAAUAGUCGACCAGUACAUCAAAAAGACAUAUUAAAGUUAGUCCGACGUUAUUACAGUCUUAAAUGCCUAAAGGAAUCCACUCGUUUGUAUCCAGUUUUCUUUCUGAAAAUAGAUGUUCCUACAGCUGAUGUGGAUGUAAAUUUAACACCAGAUAAAAGUCAAGUAUUAUUACAGAAUAAGGAAUCUGUUUUAAUUGCUCUUGAAAAUCUGAUGAUGACUUUUUACGGACCAGUACCUAGUACAAAUUCUCAUGAAAAUGAUAAAACAGAUGUUUCCUCAGCUGAAACAGUAGAAGCAGAUGUGCUUUUUAAUAAAAUAGAAACAUCUGGAAAUAAAUGUCCAAAUGGUGAUAUUGAAACUAUAGCUUCCCAAAAAGGUGUACAUAAUGAUGAAUCUCAAAAAACCACUGAUCAUUGUUUAAAUCACCAAAUAAAUAGUAGUGAUGAUCAUUUUAAUAGUGAAAAUUCUGACAUCAGUAAGAACACUAGAAAUAUAGUUGAAAAAAACAUAAGGAAUAACUUAUCCUGGGAGGAUAUCCAAAGUGAAGGUAGUGAAGCUUGUUUCAAAGGUUCUAUUAAGCAUAUAGAAUUAGAAAAUAGCAGUAAAAGCCAUAUAGAUGAUAGUGGGAAGCAUAAAGAAGCAUUGUCUCCUGAAAAGUCUUUAGAUAUUUGUGCAGAGGACUGGAGCAAGGGAAAUUUACUUAAUUCAAUUGGAGAGAAUAUUGAACCUGUGAAAAUUUUAGUGCCUCAAAACAGUUUAGCUUGCAGAAUAAGUGAUAAUGAUCAAGGCCUUGAACAAAAGAGUCUCAGUGAUGGUUCCUGUAGUAAAAAAUCAAAUGUAAUAGAUAAUAAGUCAGGACAGCUUACGGCUUAUGACUUAAUUAGUAAUCGCGUGAUCAAGAAACCCAUGUCAGCAAGUGCCAUUUUUAUUCAAGAUCAUCGUGCUCAGUUUCUCACAGAAAAUCCUAAGACCAGUUUGGAGGAUGCAGCAGUACAAAUUGAAGAACUGUGGAAGACAUUGACUAAAGAGGAAAAGUUGAAAUAUGAAGAAAAGGCAACUAAAGAUUUGGAACGAUACAAUACUCAAAUGAAGAAAGCCAUUGAACGAGAGUCACAAAUGUCAUUAAAAGAUAACAGAAAAAAGAUAAAACCCACCAGCACCUGGAGUUUGGCACAGAAACACAAGUUGAAAACUUCAUUGUCUAAUCAGCCAAAACUUGAUGAGCUCUUUCAGUCCCAAAAUGAAAAAAAACGGAGUAAAAAUAUUAAAAUAAUAGAGAUACCUUUUUCAAUGGAAAACUUAAAAAUAAACUUUGAGAAACAAAAGGAGUUUGACUCAGAAGAGAAGGAUGAACUUUGCUUAAUCCACAAUCUUAGGUUUCCUGAUGCAUGGCUAGUUGCAUCUAAAACAGAGGUAAUGUUACUGAAUCCAUACAGGGUAGAAGAAGCCCUGCUAUUUAAAAGACUUCUUGAGAAUCAUAAACUUCCUGCAGAGCCGCUGGACCAGCCAAUUAUACUUACAGAAAGUCUUUUCAACGGAUCUCAUUAUUUAGAGAUUUUAUGUAAAAUGGCAUCAAAUAACCAAAGAUGCAGUGGAUCGACUUACCUCUCUGAUCCUCGUCUCACAGCGAAUGGUUUUAAGAUAAAGUUGAUACCAGGAGUUUCCAUUACUGAAAGCCACUUGGAAAUAGAAGGAAUUGCUAAUUGUCUCCCAUUCUAUGGAGUAACGGAUUUAAAAGAAAUUCUCGAUGCUAUACUAAACAAAAAUGCAAAGGAAAUUUAUGAAUGUAGACCUCGGAAAGUGAUAAGUUAUUUAGAGGGAGAAGCAGUACGUCUAUCUAGACAACUACCUAUGUACUUACCAAAAGAGGACAUCAAAAAUACAAUCUAUAGAAUGAAGCAUCAGUUUGCAAAUGAAAUUAAAGGAAAAAGACAUCACCAUGCAUUUGUUGUGUAAGAUGCAUUAUAGUGGACCCAAUGUCUCCAAACAAGGUACAAAUUGUAAUACUCAGAAUUCUUCCUUUGCCCAGCCUUUUCUUUUGCCAGAGUUUCUAUUUCCCAUGAACCAAAUUUUGCAUUUUCUUUUUUCUUCUAUGACUAUCUAUAAAUAUGGGACACCUUUCUUGAAGUAAUCCUUUUCAACUGGUUAAAUGGAGAAAACAACAGCUCAUCAAGAAGAGAGUAAGAAAAGUUGUAUUACAUAUUUGCACCAACUGUAAUCAAAAUGAGGUCUAUUUAACUAUUAAAAGUCAGUAUUUGUUCUUUGAGAGUCUCUUAAAUGGAAAAGCCCAUAUUUUUCUAUCUAGUCCUGAAAUCUACCAAAUCAGUUUGAUAGUAAUGAUAACAGUUUGUUACUUAUUAGUUAGAUACAUUAAGCAUUUAUAGUGUUCUUAUGCUACUGCCUAGCAUGAGACGUAGGACCUAAAGAAUCAUUUGGAUGCACUGAAUAAAAGUAUUUGGGGACUGGGGAGGUGAAUAUAUAAUACUCCUUGACACUACUUUUUAAUAAAGGCUUGUUCAAAUCACCUUCGGGCUAUACUGGCUUUCUGGUGGGACUCUGAAACUGCUCAAGCAAGUGAAUUUGGCCACUUUUUCUGGAACAGGGGCCUAGUUGAAGUGAAGGCUUUUUGAGCCCACAUAGGUCCAAGCUGGCCUUCAUGUUGACAUAACCUACAACUGCCCCAUUCUCUCUCCUCUAUCUCCCCCCAUUCUCUCUCCUCCCCUUCCCCAAAAGCUGGCAGCAGUCCCAACACAUACGAUAAAUGACUAGAGUAAAUGAUGACAGUCAAGCCCUAGCCCUGAGGAUGGAGGUAGCCAAGGGUAUUGAAAUCCUCAUAAUGGAAUCUUAUCCUGGGCAACAUCCACAGUGAAGACAGUGAUGUUGCCGAAGCACAGGAGAGAUGAGGCCUGUAGACUCCUAUUGGACUAAUGUUUUGUCAGGAUAGUAACUAAGCCAUGUCUGAGGUUUUAGAUAUUUAACCUGCUAAAAAAUGUUAGGUCUGAGUUUAGAUGGACUUAUUUUUGUUUUCAUUUUAUUCAGUUGUUGGGACUCAACUUGCAGAAUUUGAAAUCCUU